Molecule: messenger RNA, 3497 nt
Organism: Perkinsus marinus ATCC 50983
Lineage: Eukaryota; Perkinsozoa; Perkinsida; Perkinsidae
Product: Chromodomain helicase-DNA-binding protein, putative
Exons: 21
Coding region: 1-3129 (1042 amino acids)
Biological process (GO): chromatin remodeling
Cellular component (GO): chromatin; nucleus
Molecular function (GO): ATP hydrolysis activity; ATP binding; ATP-dependent chromatin remodeler activity
Source: RefSeq, a predicted model, not a curated record
AUGGUGGACAUCAUUUUACGCUGGAGGCAUCUCCUUUAUCGCUGCCAUCGCUACACGGAGAUACCUGCAAUACGCAAGCAGGAGGUAGAGGGAGAAGAGGAGAAACCGGUUGGUGCUGUCGUGGAGGCUCAAAGGGACGAUCAAGGAGAUGCUGCUUCUAGUGGACAGGAGAGGAGCGCUGAGGAAGGGGACGAAACUGCGGUCAAUACAACGGAGGAGGAAUCAAAGGCUGAAGGAGUGAAGACGGGAGAGAGUGUCGAUUCUGAAGCGAGGAAGGAAGAUGGUGGGGCUGGUAACGAGGAGAAGGAGAAGGACAACUCGAAACUGGUAAAGGAGGAGAAUGCGCCUUUGGUGGAGGCGGCUGAUCCACAGGGAGAUGGGGGGGAGAAGGGGAAGGAGCAGUCAGAGAGUAGCGAGGAAGUGGGUGUUACUGAGGCUGCAGUGAUGGAGAAAACUGCCAAGACUGAGGAGAGCUCGUCUCUCGAGACUCCUGAUUCUAUGCCGAGCAUGACCAGCAGCGAGACUAGGAAGGAAUCUCCGAGUAGUGAGGAAGAGAGUGAAGAGGUGGUCGUGAAGAAGGAGGGUAGUCAACAUAGAGAGAGCGAAAGUAAAGUGGAGGAAGAGGAAGAGACUGAGGAGCCUCCUGGAGUAGCAACGAUGAUAGCACAGUCCAUGAUAGCUCAGAGGUUCAGCGACUAUAAAGCACCCCCGCCAAUGGACCCUGCUGCUGACGGGUCGUCUGGGAGGAAGUAUGUUGCGCCUCCUAAGUUCAGAGGAGGGCAGAGGUUAUUCCCAUACCAAUUGGAGGGGUUGAACUGGCUGAUAGAAUGCUGGGAGCAAGGAAGGAAUCCGAUACUAGCCGACGAGAUGGGUUUGGGCAAGACUAUUACUACUAUAGCCUUUCUGAAUUACCUUUUCACGGUAGAAAGAGUGAAAGGGCCCUUCCUUGUGGUGGCGCCUCUGUCGACUCUGGGGCAUUGGAAGAAGGUGGCGGACCAGUGGACGGACAUGAACUGUUUAUAUUACCACGAUGAGGGCGGCAGGGAAGGACGGUCGGAACUCCGGGAUUCUGAAUUCUACCACUUCGCCCUCGACUAUGAUGUGCUCAACGGCAAGAGGUAUCCAGAGCAGCCCGAUCCGUGCCCACUGAGGAAGAGCACAUACUUCAAGUUCAACAUUCUUUUAACAAGUUAUGAGCUCAUUAUGACGGACGAAGAGUAUCUUGCGCCUAUUCCAUGGCAGUAUGUGGUUAUAGAUGAGGCUCAUAGACUCCGUAAUAGAGAAGCUAAGACUCUCCAGGUUAUGGAGUCCUUAUCGUGCCGGUAUACCAUGUUAUUGUCUGGCACGCCACUUCAGAAUAAUAUCGGGGAACUUUGGGCCCUACUGCAUUUUAUAGAGCCUGUCAAGUUCUGUAGCAAGGAGGCAUUUGAGCAGGAGUUCGGCGAGUUGAAGACGGAGAAGCAGGUUGAGAGCUUACAUAGACUGCUGCGGCCUCAUCUACUGCGGCGGCUAAAGGAAGAAGUGGCGGAUGAGUUGCCCGAUUUAGAGGAGACUAUCAUUGACGUGGAGCUCACGAAGUUACAGAAGGCCUAUUACAGGGCUAUAUUCGAACGGAACAAAACGUAUCUCUCGGGAGCACAGAAGAGUGGCGGGCCGAGCCUGAUCAACCUGGAGGUCCAACUUCGGAAAUGCUGCAAUCAUCCCUUUACUAUUGAUGGUGUGGAGGAGCGAGAGUUGGCCAUGUGUCAGAACAAGGACCAGGAGUUCAAUCGAAUGAUAAUGGCGUCGGGGAAGAUGGUGUUGUUGGACAAGCUGUUGCCGAAGCUGCAUGCAGAGGGCCAUAAAGUGCUGCUCUUCUCGCAGUUUCUCAGCAUGCUUGACCUCAUACAGAGAUAUGCCCUUUAUCGAGGAUACAGUGUCGAGAGGUUGGACGGUUCGGCGACUGCGAAGGCAAGGGAGGAGGCGAUCGAUCGCUUCAAUACUCCCGAAUCAAGCGCUUUCCUUUUCCUGCUCUCUACUAGAGCUGGUGGUAUUGGAAUUAACCUUACCGCAGCCGAUGUUGUGAUUAUAUUUGAUUCCGACUGGAAUCCUCAAAUGGAUAUACAGGCAACAGCUCGAGCCCAUAGGAUAGGGCAGACGAAGGAUGUGAAGGUGUAUCGGCUGGUCACUAAUAGGACCUACGAAGCGCAGAUGUUUGAACGAGCUAGUCAGAAACUUGGAAUCAACGAAGCGGUCUUCCAGCGUGGAGCAUUCGAUGGCGAAGGCAAGAAGAAAGGGCACGGAGCAAGCGGCCUGUCGAAGGAAGAGAUAGAGGAGUUGCUGAAAAAGGGGGCUUACUAUCUCCUCGAGAAUAACGAGGAGUCGAAGCAGUUCGAGCAAUCUAAUAUAGAGGAUAUCCUUUCGAAGAAGUCUCGUUUAGUGAAAUACACUCGAGCCUCCGGUGGUGGCACUUUCUCCAAGACCUCCUUUGCCGUCACAGGUAGCGCUGAAAUCGAUCUGGACGACCCUGACUUCUGGUCUAAGAUGUUGGGAGAAGAGGCAGCUGGACAAAAUUCGGUGGCUAUAUUGGCACAGAAGCUCCACGAUGAGACGGCCGUCGCCUCGCCAGAGGCAAAGGCUCAGUUCAUGAAGGAGAUGGAGACGCAAGUUGAGGGGUAUGGUGCGAUGACUGAUCCCGAGCAACGGGAGAAGGUGGUCCAGUGUUUGGUGAUGAUGGCUAAUAUGAGAGGCUUCACGAAGGCGGAGCAUAGGGAGAUAUCCGCGUGGUUGGUGAAGACUACAGCGGCUGAGGAUGCGAUCAAAGAGAGUCAGCCCAAGCCGGGACUUUUUGAUACUCCUAUUGAUUCAGCCUCUGUGAGUGUUGCUGAUAGUGACCAGGGAGGUGGAGGUGGUGGUCGGAGACUCCGCAGAACGCAUUCUAGAAUAGAGGGUGCCGGGGCUUACAUUGAGGAGCCCGUGGGGAAGAGUAUCACACCGGCAUCUUCGGUGACUCGGAAGCGUCGGAAGCGGCGGACUCCAAAGUCGACCACGUCGCAGGCAGAGAGUGCAGGGGCUGUUGAACAGAAGGAUGGUGCUGAACCUAGUAACACGGCUGGAUUUGACUAUGACAAAUUUCGAGCUGAUAUAUGAAAUGGUUAUUCGAACCAACAUGAAGUGAUUAAUGGUUGAAUAACGUUGUUUGUAUUUUAGCUCCAAAAAAGAGGCGAAAAUCAACGAAGUCGAAGACGCCCAAAUCGGGAGAGAAGAAAAAUUCCAGAAAGUCGAGGAAGAGCAGCAGUAGCAGUACGAAGGGAAAGCGGCGACAUAAGCUGGGAGAGUCUGAGGGUGAUGAUGACGAUGAAGAGGAGGAGGAUGAUCCCAAUGAUGCUGACUAUGUGCCUGUCGCCUUCGAGCCCCCUAUUGUAGGAGCAGACGGGUCCGAAUGAUGACAUAAGCUUUCGUUAUGAUGGCUAAUGAGAGAAGUGAAUCGGGGCCUGUGCAUUAUACUCAUCAUUGAA